Messenger RNA from Lagopus leucura (white-tailed ptarmigan), 1518 nucleotides. It is a transcript of the gene ECM1, whose product is annotated as extracellular matrix protein 1. The record is from RefSeq and is a predicted model, not a curated record. NCBI's taxonomy places the organism in Eukaryota, Metazoa, Chordata, Aves, Galliformes, Phasianidae. Gene Ontology annotation, cellular component: extracellular region. The coding region runs from base 67 to 1518 and encodes 483 amino acids. The transcript has 8 exons. Gene Ontology annotation, biological process: regulation of bone mineralization; signal transduction.
GCCCCGCACCGCCCCGGCCCUUCAUAAGGCAGCAGAGCCGCCGGUGGCUCCACAGCGCCCGGCACCAUGGCCGCCUUCGGCCUCCUCCUCCUCCUCCUCGGCACGGCUGUGGCAGACCUGAAGCCCCAGCAUGAGCAACUGAUCCAGCAAUCCCACGAGAUCCAGCAGUUGCAGCAGGAGGAGCAGGACUUCCAUCUGUCCCCCAACAUCAUCGCAUCGGCGGGGGCUGACGACAUCCCGUACCCGCGGGCGCCGUCGCACGCCUCCACCUGGGGCAGCGUCCUGGAUGGCUUCCCCCCCGCCUGGCCCCUGCCUGACGACCUCAGCCGUUACUGCAGCGGCCCCUCGCUGAUCCCCCGUGCGCCCCGGCCCUCGCUGCCCCCUGCUGCCUUUGCCCACCUCCGCAGGCAGGUGGCUGCACUCGACAGCUUCUGGCCUCGCCUGGACAGCUGCUGCCAGCACCAUGCCCCGCUGCCCUGCGCCCGGCGGGCGUGGACCGAUGUCCUGGACACGUUCUGCGAGGAUGAAUUUGGGGUGAAAACACGUCAGUUCCACUGCUGCCAUCAGCACGGGGCUGCGCGACGCCGCUGCUUCGCCAAAGCCACCGUGGGCACCACUGAGAUCGCCGAGAUCACCGAGAUCACCCUCCUGGAGCCCGUGGUCGUGCCAUCCUUCCCACCCGGCGAGCCCAACGCCGCCAACAUGGAGAACAUCUGUCGCCUGCGGGGGCUGCGGCCCAGCCCCAAAGGCCUCCCUGGGCCCCGGGCACGAUUCCACAGCCGCCUGGAGCGUGACUUCGGCCGCUGCUGCCACAACAGCAGUCUGGAGUGCGCCCACACUGCUUGGCAGAAGGGAUUGGAGCGCUUCUGCCGGGAGGAGGGGGCUGUGAAGACCCGGCAGCACCGCUGCUGCAAGAGAGGGUUGGGCCAAGCCCGGAGCCGCUGCUUCGCCACCGCCGCCCCCCACCCUGCCUACGACCAAGAAGUGCACAACAUCAGCCUGGCCCGGCCCGGCCCCGCCAUGCUGCGCACCCUCUGCGGACCCAUCCGGCUGCUCAGCAAGCGACGCCCGGUGCCGGAGCUGCUGGAAGCGGUGACCACCACGUGCUGCGCGCUGCCCCAGGACGAGCGGAGCCCCUGCGCCGAGGAGCAGCUCUCUCAGCAAAUCGAUGUCCUCUGCGCUGCCUCACGCAGCUCCUGGCGCGACCCCCGUGGCUGCUGUGCGUGGGGGGGGCGCGAGAGGCUGCGGUGCUUUGAGGAGGAAUACCUGGAGGGGGUGACGCUGGGAGCUGCCAUUCCCCCCCCCCCCCUCGGGCCGGCGCCCUUAAAAUCCCGCUGUGUCACUGUUUGUGGAUCGGGGUGGGACCUGGCUGGCACCCACGCGCGUCCGGGGCGCUCUGUGGACCGCGGGUGCUGCGUGCUGCACAUGGCCUCGUGUCCCCAGGGUGCGCACAGGGCGUCCCCACGUGUGGACAACACGGGGCCUUUGCCCCUCCCCACCCGCACAGUGAUCCCUUGA